Messenger RNA from Sphaeramia orbicularis (orbiculate cardinalfish), 3920 nucleotides. It is a transcript of the gene ubac1, whose product is annotated as UBA domain containing 1. Gene Ontology annotation, cellular component: ubiquitin ligase complex. The coding region runs from base 298 to 1557 and encodes 419 amino acids. The record is from RefSeq and is a predicted model, not a curated record. Gene Ontology annotation, molecular function: protein binding. NCBI's taxonomy places the organism in Eukaryota, Metazoa, Chordata, Actinopteri, Kurtiformes, Apogonidae. The transcript is spliced from 10 exons.
AGUUCAAGCCUCAACGUAAAAAUAGGGUAUUCGCUGGCUGGCCGCUUGUGUUCCCUGGGAAAAAAAAUAAACAACUUGCCGAGCGACCUACACGCUAAUCACUGGUAACCGCACCGAAAACCGACGGAAGAAACCGAAAAUGGCCCACAGCUAAUCCGCGGCCACACUUGCUCUGUUGUCGGCGGAUUUACAGAACAACGGCUAGCUGGGUGCUAACGUUAGCACGCUAGCUUUGCCAGGAGCACAUAGCAACCGCAGCUAGCUAACGUCACUGGACUGGUACUCUUUACUGCAGCUAUGUUCGUGCAAGAGGAAAAGAUAUUCGCCGGGAAAGUGUUGAAAAUACACAUCUGCACUAUGGACGGCACGGAGUGGCUGGAGGAGGUCACGGAAGACACCACUGUGGAGAAGCUCAAGGAGAAGUGCUUGAAACAUUAUGUUCAUGGGAGCCUAGAAGAUCCUAAAACACUUACCCACCACAAACUAAUACAUGCUGCUACAGAAAGAGUCCUCACUGACACCAAAACAGUUGCUGAUGAAAACCUUAAAGAUAAAGAUGUUUUGCUGCUUAUAAAGAAAAGACCACCACCAACCCCCCCAAAGAUGGCAGAAGUUAGUGCAGAAGAAAAGAAGAAACAAGAAAAUAAAGCUCCAGACAAAGAUGCAAUCCUAAAAGCCACUGCCAACCUGUCCACACGCCACACAGACCGCACUGUCACCCAGCACAACAUCAGAGACUUUCAGACGGAGCUUAGAAAAAUCCUGGUUUCUCUCAUUGAAGUGGCGCAGAAGCUUCUUGCCUUGAACCCUGAUGCUGUUGAACUGUUUAAAAAGGCCAAUGCGAUGUUGGAUGAAGAUGAAGAGGAUCGAGUGGAUGAAACGGCUCUUCAACAGCUCACAGAAAUGGGGUUCCCUGAAAGCAGAGCCAUCAAAGCUCUCAGAUUGAACCACAUGUCUGUGACACAAGCCAUGGAAUGGCUCAUCGAACAUGUCGAUGACCCCACCAUAGACUCUCCACUUCCUGGCCAGGACUCUUCAGGUGCUGCAGGUGCUACAGCUGCUGCCACACCGGGCCCCUCUGCCUCAGCCUCUGGCUCUAACCUCCUUCGCAGCCUUUCUAGCCAGUCCAGCACAGAUGAAAGCAUCAGGCAGGACGAGCUCACAGAGAUCUUUAAGAGAAUCCGAAGGAAACGGGAGUUUAGACCUGACUCAAGAGCUGUCAUUGCCUUGAUGGAGAUGGGCUUUGAUGAAAAGGAGGUGAUUGAUGCUUUGAGAGUGAAUAACAACCAGCAGGACGCAGCGUGUGAGUGGCUAUUGGGAGACAGGAAACCUUCUCCAGAAGACCUGGACAAAGGCAUCGACACCAACAGUCCGCUUUUCCAAGCCAUUCUAGAGAAUCCAGUGGUCCAGUUGGGUCUAACCAACCCCAAAACUCUACUUGCUUUUGAAGACAUGCUGGAGAAUCCGCUGAACAGCACCCAGUGGAUGAACGACCCUGAGACUGGCCCUGUCAUGCUCCAAAUUUCCAGAAUCUUCCAGACCCUCAAUCGCACAUAGAACCUCCUGGUGACCCCCACCCCCCUCUUCUCUCUCUCUGUGUGAUUGUGGCAGCUUGAGAGUGUGUUGGGAUUUGUGUGUCUGCGUGUGUGUAUGGCUGUAUGGAUGUGUGUAUCAGUGUGGGGCAGAUAUAGCCGGAAAAGUAAGAGUAUGAAUUAAGACAUUACACAUAUAACUAUUUAUAAUAGUACAGUUAAAACACUUAUACAAAGCAAAUGUUAACAUAAACAAUACUAUUACAGUAAAGAUUUAAAAAAAGAAGAUUUAGUAUGUUUUUACAUUUAAUGAGAACAAUUUAUAGUUAUGACAGACAUGAUUUAUUUUAUAUAAUUUCUCCAUGCGCAAAAAUGGACAUCAGACAUCGAUUUAAUGUUUACACUUAAAACUGUUUUUGUAUGUUUUGCAAUAUUUAAAUAUCAAAUACAGUUUUGUCUGUCUCUAAAUUGUUACAUUUCAUCAGUGGUGAAUGUGAGGACCUCUCUGGGUAUCAGGUUUUGUCUUAUUCUCAUCAAAAUUAACUUGUUAUGAUUGAGAGACUGGUGGUCGAAGCUGAACGGGCUUUUAAUACACAAUACCUCCAUCUGCAGUCGACUGUGAGAGCCUGCCUGCGAGGUCACUGUAUGUCACGCACCUCUCCAGCUUACAGACAUUUUAUUUUUGUCCUUGAGCAUCUUCAAGAAUAUUUAUUUAACUUUUCUUGCCUUUUAGAGCAAAUCUGUACACUAAAACUGUUUGUGUCUUAGUCAUGUUUUUACGAGGAAAUCUUCUAUAUUAGGCCUGUGUGUUUAUUGUCGAUGUGCUCUUGAAUGUCAUACUAUCAUCAUGUCGCCCUCAUUAAGCACUUGUUCACCUCUAUAAAUAUCGCUCACUGCAGCACCGGGUAAAGAGGUCUCCUGGAAAGAUUUAAAAAAAAAAAAAAAAAAAAAAAAAAAAAAAGAAGGGUUUCAUCUUUUGUGUCAAAAGGCUGUAAUGUGAGAUGUUCAAUGAUGAAGCUGAGCCUAAUCAAAAGGUGUUUGCCUUUUUUAACUUUUGAAUGAAUGAAGAUGCAUGCUCACUUCAUGCUGUAGGAGUGUAAGCAUCUUAAUAUACACACAAAUAAUAAUAGUGAUGAUAAUAAUAAUAAUGGAAUACAAGAUGAAACCAAUGUUGGUCUUUUGGUUUACCUUGUUUUUUUUUCUGUUAAGAGCAAUGCUGUCAAACCAAACCAAAAUGUCAUUGUAUAACCUGCCUUUGUCAUUUCAUGUGACCCAUUGGAAAAUACCCUGUAUUUCUGUGCAAUAUCAAGGACUUGGUAUUCUGACAUAUAUUUGAUUUGAGUGUUAGAGCUGUGUGAACUGCAAUGGGUAGUGUGUACUCUAAUAUUAGCCUUUGCAUUGAAUACUUAGCUACAAGAAGGUUAGCUAAGCCUCUCCGAGUUGUAAAACAAUAUGAAGGGUGGUGUGUAUUGCCAAGAUUUUGAGUGUUUUUAUUCAAUAUUUAAAAUGUGGUAUUGAUGUGACUUUCUGCUCAGGGAGGCUGAGAUUGUUUUUUUUUUUUUUGUUCUUUUUUCUUUCUAAAUCUGCCAUCUUAGCAAACCUCUGCUCACCCACUUAUAGUUUGGCAUUUGAAACUGGCUUUUACUACUCUGCCUGGAACUUUGUUUAUGAAUUAAGAGCGCCACAAGACUUGGUUUCGUAAAUGCAAUAUUUGAAAACUAUUUAAAUGUUUUUAGAAAAGACGUGUCUGUUUGAAAUAUGUACUAUUACAUUAUUUAUAUCAAAGCCAAAAUAGUUAUUGUUAUUUAUAACAUUUUUAGCAAAAAGCUAAAUCUACAAAUGUGAACAAAUGAAAUGAUUCAAAUGUUGUUUUUACAAACCAUUAGAAAAUAUGCUUUUUUUGAACUGGAGGAAAUGGUGCGAUCAUAAGUAGUGCAACUUAACUGAAUUCUGGAGGAUUUCCACACAGCGUCCGGGAGCCGGGUGCGCACACACAGUGCCGUGGACGUUUUAUCGCGGCCACAGUGACCAGCUUGAUCUCACCGCCUCCAUGCUCUUAUAUCAGCAUGCCUAUCAAACCAUCUCACUCCUGUAAUAUUUUGAAACGAGCAUCAGGAGGCUUCUUCAUUUGGAGAAAAAGGUCCAGAGAAUAACAGUGGCAUCUCUUAAGUAAGAGGAUGGUGAACAGGAACAGAAAAACGAAGUCCAAAACUUUCUAGGGACCCUGUGAGGACUGUUGGAGUCACAAGUUAUUGUUUUCACUCAGCUUUUCAUGCAGGACUGUCCCACAUCAACAGCCUAUGCAAUAUCCUCUCACACUCUGUUCAAUGGCCUCAUGGCAACUGGCAUCAAAUCACUAUUGCAUUAAAGUUAUUUUUUGUGGCUGUA